CAUACACAAAUGGUUCGAUUUGAUCAAUAAGUAAUACAACAAUGUAUUCGCUCGAUAUCCAAUAAAUGUCAACCUGUAAUUUGUCGAGCAAUUACGGCCACGUUCCAUUAUCGAGACACGCACGCAAUAAAUGCGAAUAUUUUUCCUAUGCCAAAGUCCGAGAUAAUCAUUUUUUAGCCAGAAAAAUAAAACAGUCUAAGCGGUCCUAAAUAAAGUUGGGUCAAAGCGUGAAGUGCAAUGUCCCUUCAAGGUCUCCUCAUCCCCACGUGGGUUGGCUGCCUCGGUGGCUUCUUCUUUGUCCAGCGACCUUGGGGUCAUCUCACCUUCAAGUCCUGGCUCCGAAGUCCCAUUCUCUUCUGGACCAUCUUUCUCGUCAUCCCCCAAGUGUGCGUCGUGCACGACUUGGCUGUAUCCGAUGUGGCCUCGUUCGCCCCCUCCGGAAGUACCAACAACCCCAUCUUUCGCUACAUCCACUCGGGCGUCCUUGCCUGCACCUGUCUCACCGUCUUGGCCUUCCGCUACCACUUCAUCCGCUAUGCCAAACCACUCGCCAAGCUCCUCAACAGACUCAGUCGGAUAGAAAUAGUGAGAAAGGAGGAGGCUUCGCAAUAUUGGCGCAAGACCUGGAUACUCGCUCAUAUCACCACGACGCUGUCCCUCAUCGUCAUCACAUCGACAGUGGUCGUGGUUGGCUGA
Messenger RNA from Folsomia candida, 696 nucleotides. RefSeq lists its product as uncharacterized. Lineage: Eukaryota; Metazoa; Arthropoda; Collembola; Entomobryomorpha; Isotomidae. The record is from RefSeq and is a predicted model, not a curated record. The coding region runs from base 238 to 696 and encodes 152 amino acids. The transcript is spliced from 3 exons.